Molecule: messenger RNA, 1458 nt
Organism: Harpegnathos saltator (Jerdon's jumping ant)
Lineage: Eukaryota; Metazoa; Arthropoda; Insecta; Hymenoptera; Formicidae
Exons: 3
Coding region: 438-854 (138 amino acids)
Source: RefSeq, a predicted model, not a curated record
AGCGAGAGGGGGGGGGAGGGGUAUGAAAAGAGGGAGAGGACAGAAUGAGACGGAGUGAGAACCGCCGAAUGAACGAGAGGGAGGGGAAGGAUGGAACGUGCGAGCGAGAGAGAGGGGAUUCGCGAGCGAUCGGCUGCUCCACUCAGUCCUCGUCCGUCUGCCAGCCGGUUAUCUACGGUGGAAAUGGUUGACAGCUCGCGCGCCUUUUGCGACGGAUCUGACGCGAUCUUUCCGGUCAAGAUGGUCCGCGAUGGUCCUCCUCUCCGUCACCCACGCCUUCUCUCACGACGGGGUGAUUCGGCGGGCCGUUGUCUCGGCGCUGUCGGCGUAAAAAUCGAACGAACCCAACCUAACGCGGCCGGCUUCCGGAUUCCGUGAUAAUUUAAAUGUCCCGUUGUCGUAAGCGCGCGCGCGCGUGACCUUGCCGUCGUCUCUCGAUGUUCGCGCGUAACGCGGGAGUUUGCGCCUCGCGACAGCGCAACACGACUACCAUCGCCGUUCUCCGCUGUAUCUGCAUUUGGAUUUCCCACGACGUGCCCGCCGAUGUGACGAUCAUCUCCACGCCAUGUGACGGCUGGGGAGCCACGAGGGGAAGAGACGAGGGGAGAAGGCGGAGGGGAGAAAGAGGCAACGCAGGAAAUCGUCCCGACGACAGCAGCUGUCACGGAAGACACCGAGCGCGAGCAAAGACGGUGCGCGUCUCUCGUGCGUGUCUCUCUGCUGCAACGACGCCGCGGCGCUCUCGGACGAGAAGAUUCAUCGACUUCGAUGGAAAAUUAAAGAGCUCGAAACGUCCGCCGUACUUGAGCAUACAAUAUGCUGUUGCAAUUAAUGAAUAUAAUUGCAAAAUAUAGCCCUUCUUAUAAUAUUAGGCGAUGCUGUCGACCUACGACGAUGGCCGUAGUCAUGCCGGCAAUUAAGACGAAACUGGUUUUCACAAUGAUUUGACAGAUAGAUAUAAUUCUGAGAUCAUUGUGAAAGCUGAUUUUGUUCGGAUAUCAACGGAUCGAGCCGUGGCGGCGUUAACUCCGAUGAACGAAGAGGAAAACGACGAAUAGUAAAUUUCGCAAAUAAAACAGAUAGAGUCUGGUUCUAUUAAAAGUUUACAGCACUGAAAAGAAGAAGAGCAGCAGGAGGAAAAGAAGAAAAAGAAGAUGAAGAAGAAGAAGAAGAAGAAGAAGAGAAUAGAUAAUUAGGUAAUGGGUCGAGGGUAAUUCACGAUAAUUGAAUUUCCCGAAUAUCGGUGGAAUCGUUUCCACGUAAUUAAUACCGAUCGUCGGGCUUCGCUCCUUCUCACCGUUUCGACCCCCGCGAUUUCUUGUUGACCGCGUCUCGAUGUAAUUGUUGACAGAUAAAUAAAUAGUCCGCACAAAGGGGCCUCUGUCCUCUCCGUUCGGCGCAGCACGCGCUCCGCGAGUCGCGCGCGCCGCCGUUCCCCCUGAAAUUUACAUCCGCGCG